AUGAAGUCCGCCAUCGUUGCCAUGACCCUUUUCGUUUCGCUAGCCCUGGCGGUCCCUGUGGCGACCGACCAGGACGGAAAGACGACCGCGUUGGAGAAGCGCCAAUGCAAAAAGCAUAGCUGCUGCUGGGGUGGAGAGUGCAGUUACUGGCAAUGCCUCAACAACCUCUGCGACGCCUUCCCCGAGUCGCUCACCUGCCCGCCCACUUGCUGGGACUCCUGCAAGGACUGCUAG
Messenger RNA from Chaetomium fimeti, 234 nucleotides. RefSeq lists its product as uncharacterized. The transcript is spliced from 2 exons. The record is from RefSeq and is a predicted model, not a curated record. Bases 1 to 234 code for a protein of 77 amino acids. Lineage: Eukaryota; Fungi; Ascomycota; Sordariomycetes; Sordariales; Chaetomiaceae.